This is a messenger RNA of Linum tenue, 474 nucleotides long. The record is from the annotation of a GenBank genome assembly. Lineage: Eukaryota; Viridiplantae; Streptophyta; Magnoliopsida; Malpighiales; Linaceae.
CUGCUGUCUUACUCCGGCGACAGGCUCUGCUUUUUGUUCCCAAAACUCCACCUCCUCCUCGUCUACUCGCAGCUAGCAAUGGCGACCCAGGUUUACUACCGCAAAAGGAAACCAAUUACCUCCACCUCCUCUCUGUUCAGCAAACUUGAUGUCGAUCUCCUCUUGGAAGUGCUUAUUCGGCUCCCGGACCCUAGAUCCGCCGUCCGGUGCAAACCCGUCUGCAAGCUGUGGAACUCCCUACUCCCCGCUCCCUACUUCUCCCCCCGAUUCCUUUCCCACCACCCGAUAUCCUUCGCCGGCGAACCCAAACCCCCUCCUCUGACUCCCUCCGAGCUCCGUGAAUUGAUCCUGAGCUUCCUCCCCUUGCCUAGCCACAUCGAUCCAAGUUCGCCGUCCUCGAUUCGGCCAAGGACUUGCUCUUACUCGGUUUCCCUCAGGGGAAAAUCGGCGACCAAUUGCACACAACGUACCUGA